Molecule: messenger RNA, 600 nt
Organism: Cinclus cinclus
Lineage: Eukaryota; Metazoa; Chordata; Aves; Passeriformes; Cinclidae
Product: olfactory receptor 14J1-like
Exons: 1
Biological process (GO): G protein-coupled receptor signaling pathway
Cellular component (GO): membrane
Molecular function (GO): olfactory receptor activity
Source: RefSeq, a predicted model, not a curated record
UCCCUCCUGACCAUCAUGAGCUACGACCGCUACGUGUCCAUCUGCAAACCCCUGCACUACGGGACCCUCCUGGGCAGCAGAGCUUGUGCCCACAUGGCAGCAGCUGCCUGGGCCAGUGCCUUUCUCAAUGCUCUGCUGCACACAGCCAAUACAUUUUCCCUGCCCCUGUGCCAUGGCAAUGCCCUGGGCCAGUUCUUCUGUGAAAUCCCACAGAUCCUCAAACUCUCCUGCUCACACUCCUACCUCAGGGAACUUGGGCUCAUUGCUGUUGGUGUCUGUUUAGGACUUGGCUGUUUUGUGUUCAUUGUUUUCUCCUAUGUGCAGAUCUUCAGGGCUGUGCUGAGGAUCCCCUCUGAGCAGGGACGGCACAAAGCCUUUUCCACCUGCCUCCCUCACCUGGCUGUGGUGUCUCUGUUUAUCACCACUGCCACAUUUAGCUACCUGAAGCCCCCCUCCAUCUCCUCCCCAUCCCUGGAUCUGGCCCUGUCAGUUCUGUACUCAGUGGUGCCUCCAGCCCUGAACCCCCUCAUCUACAGCCUGAGGAACCAGGAGCUCAAGGAUGCCCUGAGGAAACUGAUGAUUGGAUCAAUUCAGAAAUAA